Molecule: messenger RNA, 3075 nt
Organism: Phytomonas sp. EM1
Lineage: Eukaryota; Euglenozoa; Kinetoplastea; Trypanosomatida; Trypanosomatidae
Source: the annotation of a GenBank genome assembly
AUGGAUGAUUCCCCCUCUUCUGAUUCUUUGGGUGCCGAGUGCUGGAUUUGUCGCGAUGCGGACUCGACGCCGAAGAAUCCCAUCAUAAGUAGGGUCUGCCAGUGCAUUGGCAGCAUUGGUUCUGUGCACCAGAAUUGUAUUGAUCGCUGGGUUUUCCAGAAUGAACGUAUGGAGUGUCCAAGCUGCGGGGUUCCUUAUUCUAUAGUUUACAUCUGUCCUCAGGUGUUAGCAUAUCCUGAGGGUAUUUUAUCAGAGCUGAAACUAGUGGUCAUGGGGUUCUUUGUUCCAAUCUUGAAAAAGCUGAUCAUCCUUAUUUUGGGGUUCUUGCUAAGGUUUGUUAUGGUGCCGCUUGUUAUAGGUUUCGUCUACUAUGGAGAAGGAGUAUGGAUGAGGCGGCUGUCCAAGAUGAGUUGGACCAAAUUUCUUGAAGUGUAUACAUACGGUAUAAUAAAUAUUUCACUGAUACACUUAACUAUAUUUGGCUUUAAACAUUGGACACAUCACUCUUGCCGUUACCAACAUCGUUUGCGGCAAGCUGAUCUCUCGAUUGAUCACCGUCUGCAUGCUCCGGGCCAUGCUGCCGAGGUAGAUGACAACGAUCCUCAUCCUCAUAGAGACCGCCUUGAGGCAUCCGAUGGAGAUUGGGAGGAUUACGAUUCACAAGACGAAGACACCGAUGACGAGGCAUUCUGUGACCUCUCGAAAACAGGUUUUGUGGCUUCGGCUCAUGAUUGGAUCGAUCUGGUGAAAGGGCUGUUCGGCAUUGAUGAGCGUUUCUUUUUUUCUUUAGCCAAAGAUCUGGGAAUUGCGUGUCCUUUAACGCUUAUCCUACGCGCCCGCCAGGGGUUAGUCAUUGCAUUCACCAUAUUUGUAGCCACGUGGGUUCUGUGGCAAAUAUGGAUUCCGAUCAGGAAGAUACGAAAUCCUCGACGCCGCUAUGAGGAAGUUCUAGAGCGCCUGGAGUAUCUAAGCUCGGCGGAGGUAACGUUUCUAUACGUUACUUACGUUUUUGAGAUGUUACUUUUCUCAUUUAUCCUUCCAAUAAUAGCUGGUGUUGUCGUUCACUAUGGAACUGCACCUUUCCUAGUAAAGAUACCAGAUUCGUUUUCCUCUUUUCUGGAGGGACUGAACAUUUUUAAGGUCGUUGGGUAUUGGAUCAUGGGGACCUUGUGCUCCUUGAUUCUAAUGAAAACCAUGCACAACAUUAUUGUGCCUCUUUUUGCGCAUGGCGUGGAACUCUUUUUUGUUCGUAGUUUAGACUUCCGGUCUUUGGAUACCAGUACUGUGCGACUUAAUCUUAUGUUCGCUCGGGUUUUUGAUGUCAGACUAUCUCACGUCGUUUCUGAUUUCUUGGCAGUCCUUAUUUUCGAGAUCGGGGCGUUGCUCUUUUUCAUUUCCGUGCCGUGUUGGGUUACAUUUGGUAUUCGUGAAGCCCUUUUUGGUGAUUUGUCAAGCGGGCGCCUAACAACACCACUGUCUUUGGGCCUUCCGUCCCGCAGUGAUCAGCUUUUCAGACUCAAGGUUCAUGACGUACAACAGUUCCUUAAGACGAAUAGUGUACUUGACUCGUACAGUAUUCCAACGUAUUCAGAGUUACAAAGCAGGACUAACACACCUGCGCAAACCAUUGUGCUGGAUCAAUUAGCUAAAGAGAUUUCCUCUGACACUCAGUCUAUCUCAACGACUGUGACGCCGUUAUCACUAGAUGACACCAAGCCUCUUUAUAGUUCCACAGCAUUCGCGUUGACUGUUGCAGCUAUGCGCAAUGACAUCCCUAUUUUCAACAGGUUAUUACUCUUAGAGCACCAAGACUGGGGUACAAUCAGCACAACUUGGCUCUUAUUGCGAGUUUUCGCCUCGUCUGGAUAUGUGUGCCGUGCUUGCCUUCUUAGUGUUGGUCUUCAACUAGGCCUCUUUGAGAUGUCAAAUCUGACUUCAUUAUCAUUCCCUUCAACAGUCAGCCCGUUUGAAGGGAGUACGCCUGGGAAUGCAGAUCGAACGCACACAGAUUUACCACAAAAAAAGAGUAAUAUUACGCAUGAUUUCAUUCUCUACAAGGAUUUGCUGGUUGAUCAUAGUCCUACCAUCCUGCAAUGGAAAGCACCAUGGAUGAUCCCUAUUUAUGGGACCUAUGCGGACAAACAAAACAAGAGAGUUUCCAAUUGCCCCUUCGGUAACUGCAGCACAGUGCAUAAAUCUGAAAGGCUCACUCCAGCCGCGGGGCUCAGGCCAGAGGCUGUACAAGGAUUAUUCGGGCAAGUGACCAACUGGGAUGACAACUCUAUAGUCUGCCUGGUGCUGGUAUUGAUUACUUUUCUUUGCAGAAUACCUGGUUUCAGUUCUGCUAGCAGGUUUAUCCUGGAUCUUUUCCUGAAUCAUGGAAGCUUCGUUUUCUUUAUGCAAAGCGUUGGUCUUGUCAGCAUGACACUCAUUGUUUUCACGUGCUUGUUACAGUUCCCCAUUCAAAAAAUGCAGCUCAGGUAUCUCCGACCUUUUGUGUUGUUUUUUGGACGGCAUAUGGGUCUGGAGGCAUUCCUUUUUGACGCGGAUAGGCUGAAACUAGUUGAUCAGUUCCUGAGAGAUAGUCGUCUUGAUUACUUGGAUAUACCAAUAGUGCCACCUGAAGAAAUUCUUAUGCAUCGAGAAUAUGCUCUACCAAAUCAAAAAAUUCCUUCCUAUCAUCGGCUGCGGCUUUUCGUGUUCGCCUUGCUUCUCUUAUUAGUUGGCACAUUACUCUUUUGGCUCCCUUUUAUUCCCAUUUUCUCCCUAAUGCUGUGCGUGCCGUUCCCCACUGUUACAAUGCUGUUGGGAGCAGCUUGUGUCUUUUUCUUUCUCUUUGACCCCUCAGAAUUCUUCGAGUGUGUCUUUUUGGCACAUGGCUUGAUUGUUGUGCUAUUAGGAUUCACUCUAUUUUCUUCUUAUUGGGCCUUAAGCAAAUUGUCCUUGAGGAAACUUGCUAUAGAAACCUUUUUUUACAUCUCUAAGGUUAAACGUCAUGUGAGUGUGUAUGAUCUAGAAAGAGAGAGCUCCGGGGAAGAGGAUCGUAAUCGUCCAAAAAUGCUUUUCAUUGUAUAG